UCCGUUUCCUCUGCUUUAUUUUUGCUCUCCCAUGGCGGAAGCUUCUGAAAAAAUGUCUCCGUCCAAACGCCCACUCCAUUUUCUCCUCCGCUGCUUCGGAUCUUCCCCCAAAGUUCAAACCAAGAAGAAUCCUACGACCGGCCGACGGGACAGCCGGAUUCCGUCGCCUCGGUUCCGAUUUAAGAAGUCCUCUGCAACUGUGCCAAUCGACGUUGCCGUGCCGGAGAUCACCGUGCCAUGUGACGAUAAAGCCUCUUUUUCGCCGGAGUUUAAGAAACCGCCUCCCUCGCCGCUGAUUAAAUCCAGAGCUCCGACGGUCCGAACCAAGAUCGUCGAGUUGAUAAAGCCGAGUCAACCUUGGAAGAAAACAGAGUCAACCCGGUCUGAUUUCCUUACGCCGGCGAAAAGAACCGCCGCGUUAUUGCAUUCUAUCUCUCUUCCCUCCCGGAGACUAAACCGCCAAAAAGAUUUCAAAAAAACAGUAUCUCAUCUCUCCGCCGUCAAAACCCCCACGCCGACGUCAUCCGAGCGGAGGAAACCAGCGGAUAAGCCUCCGAUGAAUUCCCCGGCGAAGAUACUCGAUCUGAUUAUUGUGAUUGUUGCAGUGGCGAUUGUGGUACUGUGGGGACAACUCUGCGCCAUACUCUGCACGACGGCACUGUUCUAUUUCUGCCGCCGAUUGAGAUCAGAAACCGAAUUAGAGGGCGGCGGCGAGAUGCGAGUCUUGAAUCGAAAAGGAAGUGGUUUCAGGAAGGUUUCUGGAGAGGUUUGUGCAAGGUUACGGGGAACCGCCAUGUGAGGGAGCUCGAAGAAUAUUUUAAUGGCGGAGAUGUGACAGGUUGUUACGCUAAUUUUUGUAAAUUAUUGGCGAGGGUACGAGUUCGAACACUGUAAAACUAAUA
Cucurbita moschata (crookneck pumpkin) is the source of this 902-nucleotide messenger RNA. RefSeq lists its product as uncharacterized. Lineage: Eukaryota; Viridiplantae; Streptophyta; Magnoliopsida; Cucurbitales; Cucurbitaceae. The coding region runs from base 32 to 799 and encodes 255 amino acids. The record is from RefSeq and is a predicted model, not a curated record. The transcript has a single exon.